GACAGCUUUGCACACUCUCAGACCCUAGACAGAACCACCUGUCAGAACCUAGACAGAACCACCUGUCAGAACCUAGACAGAACCACCUGUCAGAACCUAGACAGAACCACCUGUCAGAACCUAGACAGAACCACCUGUCAGAACCUAGACAGAACCACCUCUCAGACCCUAGACAGAACCACCUGUCAGACCCUAGACAGAACCACCACUCAGACUGGUAUUUUUAUACAUGUAAUUUCUUUAAUGGUUUGUCGGUUAGAAUAUAUAUAUAUAUUUUUUUUUACAUUCACAACUUUGUAUUUCCAUGAACACUGAUGACAGAAGAAUAAAGACAGACGUAUAGCGCUAGCAGGUUCCACAUCUCCACCCCGCUGUAGAAUACUGACGGAAAAGGCAAGGAUGAUGUCAUAGAUGUCACACAGAUGAUGUCACAGGAGUGUGUCGGCGUGUAUGAGAGUCAGAGGUUCUGUUCAGGUUGUCUCCCCAGCAGAGCAGAAAGCCAAUCAGAGGUUCUGUUCAGGUUGUCUCCCAAGCAGAGCAGAAAGCCAAUCAGAGGUUCUGUUCAGGUUGUCUCCCAGCAGAAAGCCAAUCAGAGAUUCUGUUCAGGUUGUCUCCCAGCAGAAAGCCAAUCAGAGGUUCUGUUCAGGUUGUCUCCCAAGCAGAGCAGAAAGCCAAUCAGAGGUUCUGUUCAGGUUGUCUCCCAGCAGAAAGCCAAUCAGAGAUUCUGUUCAGGUUGUCUCCCAGCAGAAAGCCAAUCAGAGGUUCUGUUCAGGUUGUCUCCCAGCAGAAAGCCAAUCAGAGGUUCUGUUCAGGUUAUCUCCCAGCAGAAAGCCAAUCAGAGGUUCUGUUCACGUGGUCUCCCAGCAGAACAGAAAGCCAAUCAGAGAUUCUGUUCAGGUGGUCUCCCAGCAGAAAGCCAAUCAGAGGUUCUGUUCACGUGGUCUCCCCAGCAGAGCAGAAAGCCAAUCAGAGGUUCUGUUCAGGUGGUCUCCCAGCAGAAAGCCAAUCAGAGGUUCUGUUCAGGUGGUCUCCCAGCAGUAUAGAGGAGGACGAGGUUAGCAGAGUGUUAUCCUGUAUAUAAUAUGGUGGACAGGGGAUCAUAUAAACACCAGAGAGCUGGGGAGCGUGGCAGCCGGAGGUCGGAGGUCAGAGGUCAGAGGUGGAGUCCAGUAUCCUGUCAGAUAUAAACACCAGAGAGCUGGGGAGCGUGGCAGCCGGAGGUCGGAGGUCAGAGGUCAGAGGUGGAGUCCAGUAUUCUGUCAGCAGUUUGGUGGGACUCCUCUUCACUGAGGCCUUUUCCGGGCUCUGAGUGUGUGUGUGUGUGUGUGUCUGUGUGUGUGUGUGUCUGUGUGUGUGUGUGUGUGUGUGUGUGUGU
This is a messenger RNA of Coregonus clupeaformis (lake whitefish), 1375 nucleotides long. RefSeq lists its product as uncharacterized. The transcript is spliced from 2 exons. Bases 423 to 1043 code for a protein of 206 amino acids. Lineage: Eukaryota; Metazoa; Chordata; Actinopteri; Salmoniformes; Salmonidae. The record is from RefSeq and is a predicted model, not a curated record.